GAAUAUCCAAUGUUCGGGGUUUACAUAACCGAGCGCACGGAAAACGGAAGCCAUUCCGGGAUACGCUGAGAAGAGGAGGCGUUUGGUGUUCAUUGGGGAAGAAAAUUCCUUUGUUGUCGCGUUAUAAUUUGUUUACGGCGCCUGUAAUCAACAUUCUCCUUAUGAGACCUGUCGUUUUUGCAUAGUAAGUUCGGAUCUUAGGCAUCUCAGUGUGUGUUAGGUAUCAAGAUCAGGUAUCGGCGUCAUCAGUGGACUUUUAUACAAUAACAUGGUGCAGUUAACACCUUUUCUGCUUCUACAUUUUAUUGUCCUUCGCUGAUGGACCGUUCGCUGCUUGGUCGUCUUUAUUCUCAUCGACUUCUUAUCUUUCGUCGUACGUUUUAACUGAGGGUGAAGAAGGAAGAAAUUUCUCAAGUAUCUAAAGUUGAAGAUCCCUCGAGUAACAGUCGAAAAUGAGCGUCAUAAUCAGGCUACAGAACUUGGCAUGGUCCGCCAACGCUCUGGACAUUCGCCAAUUUUUCAGAGGCCUGAGCAUACCGGAAGGAGGAGUACACAUCGUCGGCGGCGAGCUGGGGGAUGCGUUCAUAGCGUUCAGCACCGACGAGGAUGCUCGACAGGCGAUGAUGCACGACGGCGGCAAGAUCAAGGAGAUGAAGAUCAAGCUUCUGCUGAGCUCCAGGACGGAGAUGCAGAAGGUGAUCGAGGCCGCCAGGCAACAGACGCUCAGUCUCCAGUCGUUCAUGCAGACGGCGCCAGUAGCCGUUCCCGCGGUGGUCCAGAAGCCAGGCUCGCCCGUCGACAGAAGGGACAAAGAGAAGGAUAACGACAGCGAGUCCAGCAAGGACCGCAAGGACAGGCGCGACAGGUCGCGAUCUAGGGACAGAUCGCGGUCCCGUGAUCGAGAUAGGGAUAGGGACAGGCGCGAUCGGGACAGGGGACGUGAUCGUAGGCGCAGGGACAGGAGUAGAUCGCGGGACAGAGAGCGCGACAGGAGGGACAGACGUCGUCGUCGCGACAGAUCCAGGUCCAGGGAUCGCACGCGGUCCAGGGACAGGGACAACAAGCGCAGCUCGACGGGCGAUCGUCGCAAAGACGCCACCGACGACGACAACAACGACGUCGUCUGCGUUGGUCAGUUCCAUAAAGACAAGCCGGUGGCCGCCGCGAAGAAGCCACUGGAGAACGGCAUUUGGGAGGUUCCUCCGCAGACCCAAAUGCAAGCGGCCAUGUUGGCUCCGGGUAUUCUGGGGGCCGGAAUCGCCGCGCUCGCUCAGGACGGAGAGUCCAGACCAAUGACCUUCAGCAGCUCCGUGAUCGGGCAGCAGUCGAUGCUCCAGCAGAACCAGUUCUCCGUGAACGGGAUUAAUGGCGUCGGUGGGCUGAUGCAGUCCCACGUGCAGACGCUCAGUCACACCGUGGGCAUGAACACGAUCUCCCAAAACAUAGGUACAGCGAAUAUCCCUAGUCUAACUACGGGAGUCGCUGCGUUGACUCGGCCGAAGGAGUCGUGGAGUCAGAACGACACCACCAGGGUGGACCAGGUGAGGUUCCCGGGGAGAACUGGACAAUUCGGAACGGACAUGUACGGCACGAACGGGUCGAUGAACUACAGGCCCACGAUCAGACCCAGUAAUCCGUUCAUGAACAAGGUGCAGGAGCUGGAGGGCCGUCGGAAUCCCCACGCCUUCCAGGCGAACAGCUCCCAGUACGGUUUCGACGGAGACAGGACGACGAAUCGCGGCACGACCAACAGCACGUCGAGAUUUUCCGACAACAAGAGCGCCAACAGCGUGGGCCACUGCGUGGAGGUGCGCAACAUGCCUCUGAGCGCCACGUACAACGACGUGCGUCACGCCUUCCAGGGUAUCUACAUCAGAAAGGACGGAUUGAAGCUGAUCAACGACAACCACGGGAACCGAGUCGGGAUCGCUUACGUAAAGUUCAGCAAGGCCGAGGGCAAGGAGCUCGCGCUGAGCACGGUGAGAUACGUCAGAGGAUCCGAGGUAGAGGUCCUCCACCUGGACGAAAGCAUCUUCGACAAAGCGGUGGACUCGUACUCGCCGGAGAAGGAGAGAGACCGCGGCGACGACGCCGAGGACGUCAGAUCCUCCGCGUGCAUCCUGCUGACAGACUUGCCGAGCUUUACCAAAGAAAUGGACAUCGCGAAGCUCUUCCACGACUGGAAGAUCAACGAUCUGUUCAUCACCAGCGUCAAAGAGCCAGGUAACGUGCAAUGCGUAGCCUACGUGCAAUUCGCCAGGAUAGAGGACGCGAAGGCGUCCGUGAACACGCCGCUGAAGAUAGGGAACAAGCCCGUGACCGCGACGGCCAUCACCGAGGACAAGUUCGCGCAAGCGAAGCGCGACCACGAGCAGAACAGCAUCAAUCAAACCACCACGUCCGAUUGCGUCAUCAUGCGAGGCCUGCCGUUCCAGACGAUCGAUCGCGACAUAUUGGACUUCUUCUCCGACAUAGGAAUCGUUCCGCAUCGGAUACACAUGCUGCUCAACCAGAGCGGGAAACCAGCUGGCGAGUGCUUCUGCGAGUUCGACACGACGGACGAGGCCCUCAGGGCCACCGCGAAGAACGGACUGCCGUUCGGCAAGAACGUGCCGACCAUAGAAUUAGUACCGCGCGCGAAGAUGUUGGAAACGCUGGGUAUGGUCGAUCCCCAGGUCAUGGAGACGCAGCAGCAACACUUCCCGCCGCUCCAGGAGCAACGACCGCGGUUCUCGGGGCCUAUGAAUCACGUGCCACGAUUUGGGAACACGGGCUUCGCGCCCAGGUGUCCACCAGGCCUGAUGGGCAUACCGAGACACCUGCUGGGACGACAUCCAGGCUCCAUGGACUACGUGGAAGGCUUCGGCAAGCCUGGCUGCGUCCUCUCCCUCGAGAACGUGCCGUUCAAAGCUGACAUCAACGAGAUCAUCGAGUUCUUCGGUGAUUUCGACGUGAAAAGGGAGAACGUCAUACGACGUUACAACGAGAGGGGAAUGCCAACCGGUGAUGCCAGGGUAGCGUUCGCGUCGCCCAGCGAGGCUCAGAGGGCGCUCAGGGAACUGAAGCAUUGCAAGAUGAGGGAUCGCACCAUAUACAUGAAGCUCGCGUGAACGACGUCCCCGUCGACGAGCACGCAACUUGUUGAGGAAGACCGGGCCAGCCCUGAGUCGUGCUCCAUGUGGCUGAGUAGGUAACAGACGCGUUGGAAGGAUUAGAACAGCCUACGUGUUGGACGAACAGAGGAUAGUACGACAGUACAAUUGGUACGACGUAUUCGUAUGCGACGUAUUCGCUCUUAGAGGAGUCUUUCUGGACUGGGUGUAUCAUAAUAUCGAACCAGACACGCUCGUCGAGGAGCUAAGCGUGCAGCGCGUGGCCCACGUCCAAUUCGUUGGAAUAGAGGACGCAGAGGCGUCCGUGACCUCGACUCUGAAGACGGGCAAUCGCGAUGGCGAUCAUCGAGGACAAGCUUGCGCAAGCUGGUAAAUCAAGCGCGAUCUAUCGUGCGAAACUAUAGGUCGCGCGUUUAGACUUCUGAAAGCCCAGGGACGCUCAGCAAAGAUGCCCGACAUUCUUAUCUGGAUAGAAAUAUCUGGCUGACGAAGGAUGGGAAAGACUGAUAGAGGAUAAACAGGUUCUGAUCUCUUAUUCGAUCGAUGAGAACGACACGAAUUGUAACAUGAAAUUAUGUUUAACGAAUGGAAAUUCGUACGAACUGCUAAAUCAAUAGUAGCUGUGUUUCUAUUCAUCCGUUAUUCGAAUGAAAUGUUGUUUAUCUCCGAUGACGAGGGAUUCGAAGCAUCGUAAGGUUAAGGAUCGCACCGUGUACAUACAUUAUUCCAGGAAAUAUUUGUGGUGUUUGUUCGGAGAAAUCGGCGUUGACUCGAAGCUUGGUAAACAUUAUCGAGCGACAGUGACGUAAUCUUGUUAUUAAGUUGUUUUUCUUUCUAACAGAGACACCCCAGCGCUCAAAAUUCCUUUACACCGUAUUUCCUUUUCUUACUAAAAAGAUGUACAAAUUAUCGUAUUCCUCGUACACGCUUCGGCGACUGUCCAUUUUUGAUAUAUUUUUUUUUUUUUUUUUUUUAAAUUUAAAUUAGGGACACAUUUGCGUUUUAUUCCAUCGAUCAUGAACUACGUUGUAAUAUUACCAUGUUCAUUAACCGUACGUUAAGAUUUGUACAUAUAAUGUAAAUCAUCCCGAUCUUCGAACCUGAAUCGCGUUAUUUUCUACCGAAAAUUGUUCGUUCGAACGUUGCAUAGAAGUUGUAAUAAAACCAAGUAUCGUAAGCGGCGUCUUCGAUAGCGUCUUCGUUUCAAAAGCAAUAUUUUUAUCCGUUAAAUAAUUUCCGCGGUAAACAUCGCACUUGCGUCGCGUCGGUGCACGGCUAAUGGCUCGUUUUAAUUUGAAAUUUGAAAAGAAACAAACAUUGUCAUUGCUUGCGCACCAACCGAAUACCGAAAUGACGCGUACGCGAUUCAAUCAUAUCAUGGGAAUGUUUAACGUCGACGCAGCCGGAACGUUUCGUAAGAUCGAUAAUCAACGCGUAAAUGUUAACGAAGACAGGUGUAUGCGAAAAAGUACAAAGUUCGAGGCUCGACGAGCACUUUGCUCCGCGCUCGACUUGCGAUCGUUCUAACGCUCCACGUCGAACGUACGUAGUCGAACUUGGUAGAAAUUAGGGGAACAAUCGACGCAUCGUAUUUUUUCUACCGAUUAUGUAUGUACAUUACAUAUGCCACACGUUGCGUCGGUUUGUAUAUAGAACAAAAAUAUAUAUAUAUGUAUGAAGAGAAAGAAAGGAUGAAUUAUAAAUAUAGGUAAUAAAUAAACACGUUAGGCUCCGCAUAAGUGUAAAAUAAUAUUUAUACGACGAACGAAUCGACGAAAUCUAGGUGUACUUAAUCGUUCAUUUUACCCUAUGUUUCUCUUCGAUAUAAGCACUUGGAAACUUCAAUAAAUUUGUAUUUACAUC
Messenger RNA from Hylaeus volcanicus, 4976 nucleotides. RefSeq lists its product as uncharacterized. Gene Ontology annotation, molecular function: RNA binding. The coding region runs from base 453 to 3110 and encodes 885 amino acids. Gene Ontology annotation, cellular component: ribonucleoprotein complex; nucleoplasm. The record is from RefSeq and is a predicted model, not a curated record. Lineage: Eukaryota; Metazoa; Arthropoda; Insecta; Hymenoptera; Colletidae. The transcript has 4 exons. Gene Ontology annotation, biological process: regulation of RNA splicing.